AAUACUUCCCACCAGUCAUGCUCUUUCAUACGGAAAUAAAACUAUUUAUGCAUCUUUCAAAACCCGUUAAUAUAUUUCUAAUAGUAUGUAACAGUUGUUUUGAAGAGAUACAGAUCUUAAAAUUAGACACCCUUUGAUCAAAAUGGAAAGCAAUUGUAGUGGAAAUAAUAUAGAUGAUCGUUGUACCUAUCCUGAUGGUCAGCAGAGAUCUUUAUUUCAGAAGAUGAUCGCAUUUUUUACAUUAACAAAGAUUUAUAUUCAUCCAGAUGUCAAACUAACCCAAGGAGGGGAAAGUUUCGACUUUUUAUUAUAUAAAGAUAGCGAGGGACAAUCGCAUAUAGAAAUGAAUUUUCCAGUAAAAGGAGUUCUAAUAAAUUGUACUACAACAAAAGACAGAACUGAAUUUAAAGUAUUACUUGGCGGUAUUUCAUCUGAGACAGGAAACAACGAAAACACAGAGAACAGAAUUUUCAACAGCAAAUCAGAUCUACAACAUGUACAAUCUUCAAUAAACAUAGAUGAUUCCAAUUUUCAAAAUUCGAAGAUACCUCCUUGGUUGGACAACACGUUCAGCGAUACAGAAAAUGGCAACUCGAAUGAAGAUCACCUUGGUGAAAAUAAGACGCUAUAUCAUCGAGGUUUCCCAGUAGAAUUGGUAUCAUACAGCACAAGAAAAUUUCAUUUAAAUGACAAAUCGUCUUUCUUAGAAUCGGUUGCGUUUAGAAAGGAAAAUAGAUCUAGGCAAAGAGAAACAUUAAUUCUGUUUCGCCUGAAAGGUAUGCUGUAUUCUCCUUCUGCUCUGAUGCAUUUGGAUAUGGAGGAUAUUGAAGUUACAAAGUCUAUCGAUGUAUUGUGUAUUUCCGAAACAGAAAGUGAGCUCAGAGUGGAAGUUUUAACAGGUCUCAAUAGAUAUACGGCCUUCGACUUCGCAAAACAACUAAAGUUUCUUCACAAUGGCCAAAGGGUUAGGAAGUUGAAAGAUCUAAUUCUUUGUUUAAAAUUAAGGGAUCCGAAAAAAAAAGAUCCUGCAUUUCUUGAACGUGUCAAAACGGAGAACGAGGGAUACAUUAAAACAUGUUACAGUCUUAAUCAAGAUUUAUAUGGUAACCAAAGUCAAACGAGCAAAACUAAGGACAACGAAGAUACCAUAGCCGAGAAUAUCAAGAGACUACAACAAGAGAUGAACAAGUUUCAGCAGGAUAUCAAUUUCAACAUGGGCGCAACCAAAGACAACAUUGUUGGGAAAAAUUAUAAUGCUAAAUGUUUCACUGACAGUAAGUGGACUGACCGCACACAGAUGGGAAAUAACAAAGUAAGAACACAAUCAGACCGUCCAACAUGGAAAGUAUGUUUACAAAAUCGGGAAGAUGAAACGAACGGGGUUGUAAGUGAAUGUCUAGGAGAUCCUAUGAUAAGUCAGGCAAUGUAUGAGUUCUUUGGACAAUAUAUUGACUGUGGAUACAAAGGUUCAAUUGAAAGACCACACAUACCUUGGCCAAGUAUGCAUCCUUUCUUGCCGUACAAUUGCCAUUAUCAAGACAACAGAGGAUCUUAAUUUUAUUUUUCGUGGGUUGUUACAUGAACAAUGAAAAAAUGUAACGAAUACAUAUAUUCUGCUUACUAUAAAAAGUUCAAUAAGAACACGUCUAUCAACUGUAGAAGUGGUCCUCCAAAUGUUAUAUACAAUUCAACAAAUUACAAUAGUGCCAAUGAAUAUGAGUUACAAUGGCGAAUGUAAUGCAUUUCUGAAUGUAUAUAGACUUAGUAUCUAAAAUAAAUAAUAAUUAUACAUAGACUUUGUAUAUUCGAUAUGCAUACAAUACAGCACCAGAUAAUAGUUUACCAAAAUUACUGGAAUGCGCUUUGUUUUUGAAACCUUGGGAAUAAUAAGUAUCCAAAAUUUGGAAAAAAAUACACUCAUGUCAUCAAAUCGGUUAAUUGUAUUUUAGAAUGGUGACAAAAGAAAACAAGCACACAAAAAAUAUUCUGCGGACAUACAGUCAAGAAAAAUGACGACUGUUUACUCUGCUAUCAUCAAUGAGUUGUAUAGUUUUGUGUCAAUUUAUAACAGUAACUCGUAUAACGUUUUUUAUGAACGGCGUGAAAAGCAUCAGGGCGAUGUUGCAUUCAAACUAUACUGCGAUGUUAUUUAGUCAAAAAAAGAAAAACCUCCAACAUUUAGAACCCUUAUUUCUGCUCUUGGCAAAAAAUAGGCAGAUGGAUUCUAUAUUAUUUAGAGCUAAACGAUUGAAUGCUACUUCGACAGCUGUAUUUCAAAAUUUCGAGAAAAAAAUUAACGAUACCAUUUAAGAGGUUUUUCUCCCUGAUAGUUACAGUCCUUGGAUGGUGUAAACUUCCCACUAACACCAUACACCAUUACAACAUUCACCAUACACCAUUACACCAUACAACCUGUGCCAUUACACCAUACUCGUUACACCUUUGCACCAUACACCUUACACAUUACACCAUAAUGCAUUUUAAUUUCAAAGAAAGCGUGCGACUACAAAAUUAAAUAUUUAUUUUAAAAAACGAAUUUUGAUUACAAUAUUGUAAAUUAAUGUAUAAAAUAAAAAAUCAGUUCUUAUCAAUAUUUUGCAGAGUUUUAAAUGUCGUACACCAUUCAUUCACACCAUUCCCAAUCGCACGUUACACCAUUACACCAUUCCCCUUCUACCAUUGCACCAUAUGCCAUACAUCAUUACACCAUACACGUUUUUUGGGAAGUUUAUACCAUCCAAGGGCUGUAGCAAGAAAUCACUUAUACAUGUUACAUGUUAUAAUAGAAAAACAAAGGAUAUGGGGUAUUCAUCCAUGAAAAAAAUCACUACAUGCACAGCAAAAAAAAAAAAAAAAAAAAAAAAAAAAAACUCACAAAAAGCAAAGGAACAGCGCUUUUGUUGCUGUUCUACAUCUCAAAAUCACAGUGAGGCCUUCAACACGAAGCCAAACAUUUUUUUUAUACAUAUCUGUUAUUUUCAAAUACACAGAUGAUAAGUAGGACUUCACCAUUUAAGUCGAGUCGAAACUCCUCCAAAUCGUUAAGUAGCAUCUGAAUUGAACCUUCAAGAUUUUUAGAAAUUAAUAUACUAUAUUGGAAUGCUCAUUAUUAAAAGCGGCACGGUGAUCUAUUAUCGUUGCUUAAAUCCGCGUCAUUUGGUCUCUGGUGGGUAAUUUUUAUAUUGGAAAUCAUACCAAAACUCUUUUUGUUAUUAUUAUUUGUUCUUUUUGUUGUUAAUUAGGCUGUUGGGGUGACUGGAUUUGUUUUCUUUCACCUUGUUGUUUUUAUAACUUCAUUUGUUUCUUCUCGGAUUUUUAAUGCAUCUUGAAAUGUAAGUUGAUAUUCAAAACUGAAUAAAGUAUUUUACAGAAAUUA
Molecule: messenger RNA, 3376 nt
Organism: Mytilus californianus (California mussel)
Lineage: Eukaryota; Metazoa; Mollusca; Bivalvia; Mytilida; Mytilidae
Exons: 8
Coding region: 143-1555 (470 amino acids)
Source: RefSeq, a predicted model, not a curated record